GGGGUAGAAACAGAUGGUGUCUGCAAGUCCAGGACGCAGUUCUCUUAUGGACCUGGCCUCGGGCCUGGCCACAGUACAGGAACCUGCCACCCCGAGCCCCAAAGGAGCCCCAAGGUUGCCAUGAGCAUGGCAGAAGCUUCUGCUGAUCCAGGCACAGGAGAUAAUCUGGAACAAAAGAUCCGACAGGUACUGGAUGAAGCCGGCCGCCCCGUGAAGAUUGCCAAGCUGGUAAAGGAGUGCCAAGUGCCCAAGAAAGCCCUCAACCAAGUCCUUUACCGCCUGAAGAGCGAGGGCAAGGUGCACUCACCAGCCCCUGCAAUGUGGUGUUUAGGCGGGGAUGCUCCUGGAAACGAGAGUCCUGCAAUCCCUGAGGACCCCUCUGCCCAGCCUAGCCUUGAUGAAAAAAUCCUCAGAUUCCUGGAGACCAGCGGGCCUCACAAGGCCCUGCACAUAGCCAAGGCUCUGGGAAUGACGACGGCCAAAGAGGUGAACCCACACCUGUAUGCCAUGAGGAACAGGCACAUUCUGAGCUGUGAUGAGAACAUGUGGAUGAUCUACGACUCAAGUCCGAAAGGUCAAGAGCUAGCUCACCCCGGAGUGAGUCGAGAACGCCCUGCGAUUAUCUACCAGCAGAAUCCCACCAAUGUGAUCUGCCAACAAGGGGCCUUCAACCAUAUCUCCAUUUCUGAGUCACAAGCCAUCCAGAUCGGCCAUGGGAACACCAUGCAAAUGCAGCCAGCCUAUGAUCCAAGGGGUCCCAGGCCCCGCCACCCUCUCCCACUGCCUGUGCCAGAGGACCCGUCUUCUCAGGACACCCCAGCCGGUGCAUGGGGAGCUCAGCACAUCCAUUUGGAGGAAUCCAUGCUCAGGCGCGUACAGCUGGGCCACAGCAAUGAGAUGAGCCUCCCGGAGCAUCCAGUGGAACACACAGAUUACAGCUUCAGUGACAGCCCCCCAGUCUCAGCCACCUCUGCUGACCCAGGAACUUCAUUCCCCACGCAGUCACCUGAGCCAGGCCCUCAGCCUGAGGCAGACACAGCCCAGAAAGUCUACAUCAAAUCCUGCCUGCUGGUGGAUGCCACCAUCGGCAACAGCAACAAGAUGACCAUUCACUCUACUUCAGAGGGUGGAGUCGCGGGGUCCGGGGGCAGCGGAGAGCCGAAGGGGGACACAGACUCUAAAGCCACGCCGCCACGCAGAAGCUGCCUCAAAAGCCCCAGCAACUCCACGCUGCUCACCUCUGAGCUGGGAACUAUGACUCUGGGAGACAGCGGCCCCCAGACGGCAGAACCUGUGGUGAAGGAGGGUGGAGUCUCCCAUGCAGGGACCUGGCAGACACAGGAAUGAGGCCAGAAAUCAAUGGAGCAAUGGGACCAUGGGCUGACACCUCUGCCACCAUGAGCCAAAGCAACCUUUCCUGCCUCAAGAUCUGACAACCAAUGAUACGAGCCAUCUCUACCACUCCUGCGUCUUCACCAGAAGGAGCAAAUCAACACAGCAGACAGAUAUCUACACAUCCCUGUUGAUUGCACACUGUCCCAGGCAGCUGAGAAAUGGAACCAACCUUGCUGUCUGUCAGUAGAGGAUGUAUAAAGGAAAUUCAGAGUGUGCACACUGCCACAUAAAAUAAUGUGGUUGUAUAUGGAA
This is a messenger RNA of Phodopus roborovskii (desert hamster), 1647 nucleotides long. RefSeq names its product Z-DNA binding protein 1 (gene Zbp1). Gene Ontology annotation, cellular component: nucleus. Lineage: Eukaryota; Metazoa; Chordata; Mammalia; Rodentia; Cricetidae. Gene Ontology annotation, biological process: positive regulation of type I interferon-mediated signaling pathway. Gene Ontology annotation, molecular function: double-stranded RNA adenosine deaminase activity; DNA binding; RNA binding. The transcript has 8 exons. The coding region runs from base 121 to 1347 and encodes 408 amino acids. The record is from RefSeq and is a predicted model, not a curated record.